This is a messenger RNA of Argentina anserina (silverweed cinquefoil), 746 nucleotides long. RefSeq lists its product as uncharacterized. Gene Ontology annotation, biological process: innate immune response; regulation of developmental process. Lineage: Eukaryota; Viridiplantae; Streptophyta; Magnoliopsida; Rosales; Rosaceae. Bases 36 to 512 code for a protein of 158 amino acids. The transcript has a single exon. The record is from RefSeq and is a predicted model, not a curated record.
UAGCACUGCAGAACCCUUUCGCCUCUCUCUCCAAGAUGACAACCAAAUGCCUCGGUUUCCUUUUAGUUCUUCUUUUGCUCAACUCUACAUUUCUUGCAGCAGGAGCUCGACAUUUUGAUAUAACUAAGCAUCGCAACUUGUGUCGUGGAGCAUUUGAGGGUUUCUCUGAUGGCUUAUGUCUCGGAUCGAUCAAGGGAUCGGGUCCUAGCCCUGGUCAAGGGAACAAGUUCACCGACCAGCGUACUCUUGGAGGAAGAAAGGUUUCCGGCCCUAGCCCUGGCGUGGGAAACAAAUUUACCACCGUUGAUACACUUGGAGGGAUUAAGGAUUCUGGCCCUAGCCCUGGUACAGGAAACUCAUUUACGAAUGCAGAUAUACUUGGAGGGAUAAAGGCCGGCCCGAGCCCUGGUACAGGAAAUAAAGCUACCAAUGUCAAGACCUUGGGAGGGAUUAAGAACUCAGGGCCAAGUCCCGGUACCGGAAACAAGCUUACAGAUAACAUACAUCAAUGACUAUUCUGUUAUCUACGUAGACCAAGAAAAAUUCUUUAUUUUUUUUAAUUUUUGAUAAUUUACAGUGCUUCUAUCUACCAUAUCUGUCACUCUGUUAGUAUAUACUCACAUAUCAAAUCAUUAUUCAAAUGUGAUUCGUUUCUUUCUCAUUACAUUGUCAGAUAUGACGGUCAUUCAGUCAUCAUAUAUAUGGGUGACUUGGGAAGUUGAUGUAUGUGUGGUUCUGUAUUUAUC